This is a messenger RNA of Cyphellophora europaea CBS 101466, 2106 nucleotides long. RefSeq lists its product as uncharacterized. The record is from RefSeq and is a predicted model, not a curated record. The transcript has a single exon. Bases 1 to 2106 code for a protein of 701 amino acids. NCBI's taxonomy places the organism in Eukaryota, Fungi, Ascomycota, Eurotiomycetes, Chaetothyriales, Cyphellophoraceae.
AUGGGUAAGAAUAAGCGCAGACACAAGCUUGAUGCGGCUGUCGCCUCCAAGGCUCACUCUCUUCCUCCGUCAAGCUCACCAGCCAAGACUCAGAGCAAUGCAAGUGCCGCCUUAUCAACCCCGUCUCGUAAGAUCUCGAACCAAACCGCGUUGAAAUCUCCGUUCCGCAUCGAGGAGCCUCGCGAUUUCCGAGAUUCUCCCAGCUUUCUUGCUCAGCAGCGAGCAAAGCAGCGCAAAGCCUCCGAAACAUCUUCUCGUCAGCGUUUCACAGCGACCGUAGUUCCCGACUUGGACACUGUCUACAAGAAACUCAAUUCAAAGCUCAAGGACGUUUCGAAGGAGAAAGAGCUUGAGAUGAAGACGAAAUCCGAGGGCAGUACGCAAUCAGUAUCAAUGUCGACAGAAGCGAAAGAACAUGCCGUCACUCCCAGCGCAGGGUCGCAGUCAUCCCAAGACAGAAACAGUCGGGGUUUUCUUGGCUCUGAUCUGAAGUCCGGAAUUGCAAAGGGCGAAUCAUCGACAACAAAGUCGCAAAAAGCGUCAUCUAGCAACUCUGUCACUAGAUAUCCUCCAAAAUCCCUUGAACGCUAUGGCAAGAAAAAGAAGAAGUCCAAACAGGUUCCGCAAGACGAUGACGGCGACGCGGAAAUGGUCAACGCUACUGCGAUCGAGGUCCCAGCCACCCCUACCAAGAACCCAGAUCGGCAGAAAGCCAAGGUUGUCCAUGCAGAUGUGGAAGAGAAUGUUGGACUCGAAGCUCGUGAGAGCUCGAAGAAGAGCAAGAAGGACAAGAAACGCUCCCAUGAGGUCGGUGCCGCCAAGAAGAAUUCUCGAUUGGAAGAAAAGGGCAACAAGCACCACCACAACGCAAUUAGCGAAGCUUCCCAUGGACCAGGUGAGGCAGCGGAGAAGAUUAUCACGGGUAAGAAGCAAGAUGCGCGAGCCGGAUGGACCUUUCAUCCUAAUUCCGAGAGCGAUGAGAAAGCUGCAGUUGUGCCUGCGGCUACCGAAAUACCAGCUGAAGCCGAGAACAAUGCUUCUAGUUCCGACGAAGAAGAACCCACCCCGAAGACAUUCAAGGGGCUACUGAAACAGCGAUCUGGCAAGACCUCCGCUGAUUUCAAAUCGAUGGAAAGAGUUAGCUCUAGCGACGACGAGAGCGGUAGUGCAACCUCUCAGUCCGAUGCCGAUGCAGAGGGCGAGAUGUCAGAAGCCGACUCUACCGAGCUGAAUAAGAGUAGCGGGGCUGGGUCUGCGGAGGAUAAGGAUAAGCGCAAGAAGCAAGCAGUGCAACUGCGAAAAGAUCCACAGGAGACAGAGAGUGGGAAUGAGUCUGACGCUUCAGAAGUGGCCAAAUCCAGCUCCUCGUCGUUGAGCAGCUCGCGAGCUAGCUCGCCAGCUGAGGUUGACGAACCAACGCCUCCUUCUGAGAAUGGAAGUGAAGCUUCUUCGGACCACGAGAACGAUGCCGAUACCGAGAGCAGCGCUGCUUCGGACGUCAACGACGACAGUGGUAACGACUCUGACGAUGAGGAGGAACCAGAACAGCCAAAGCCCGCACCCAAUCCCCUCAAGCGCAAGCGCCAGGAUUCUACCGGCAUACCUCCUUCCUCUGUCACGAGCCGCAACCCCGUGCCGAGCCUCUGGGAAUUCCCUUCUGUCCGUGACGUGAUUGCCGAAUCCAAGCAGCGGCUCGACAAAGCUCUCGCGGAGAUUGCAGCAUCAGCCGCGGCAGCAGACCCCCAACCUGCUGUUACCGAACCUAGCAACUCAGCUAAAGACAAAACGGUCAAGCCGUCGAUGCGCUACACUGAGGAACUGCUCAAGCAGGCCAAAGCUCUUGAGGAGAUCUUGCCGGACGAUUACUUGUACAAGGGUGAUGAGACUGUUGCACCUACCAUGCGCUUGAUGGCUCUGCUACAUAAUGCGAAAGUCAUGAUGCUUCGACUCGCAGGAGAACGCGUGACGGACAACGGUGGACCCAGCGCUGCCAUGCAACGAGAGCUGUUGAGAAUCGCAAGGGCUAAGGACAACGAGAUCAAGACCCUGAGGGGUCAGGUGUGGGAGAUGAUUGAUGACCAUCGAAAGUCGACAAAGACUCGUUGA